This is a messenger RNA of Alosa alosa (allis shad), 2421 nucleotides long. It is a transcript of the gene rdh5, whose product is annotated as retinol dehydrogenase 5 (11-cis/9-cis). The transcript is spliced from 5 exons. Gene Ontology annotation, molecular function: oxidoreductase activity. NCBI's taxonomy places the organism in Eukaryota, Metazoa, Chordata, Actinopteri, Clupeiformes, Clupeidae. The coding region runs from base 399 to 1565 and encodes 388 amino acids. The record is from RefSeq and is a predicted model, not a curated record.
CACACACACAUCGACAGAAGUAAAACUAUUUACUUAUAUAAAACAUUUAAAAGUCUGUAUACCUGAUGCGUAUUAUUAACUGUAAUGCCAGAAGUAAACAAACAUAUAAAUGAACUAAAGGGAAAAUGGCUGUUAUACUCUGUGACACCUGACUACUGCACCAGAGGUACUGCUGUAUGAUAGACCACAGGGGACUGCAAGGAUGCACCUUGUGGACUGAUGUCAUAAUAAAUAACCAAAAGAAGGAAGAAAGAAAGCUGGAAGCUAAACCACAACAACAUGAUUCAUAUAAAAUGCUUGUAGUGUGGAAGCAACACAACAUAUGAUAAUUACAAAACCAAACAUGGGCUGUACAUACCUGGGAGGCCUUUUGCAUCACUAUUACCUCACUCCAAACUAUGGAACUCAGGCUUUCACCUGGACCUCAUUUAGUACCAGAUCAGGGCCAGGAAAAAGCCAGGCUCUACAUCCAGGCUCUACUGCUCAUCACUGAAUGUUCUUCAUCUACUUAUCAGGUAUCUGAAGAGACACCAGCAACACACCACCACCUCAGCUUCAGCAUGGAUGCAAUGUGGGGUGUGUACGACUUUUUGAGCACGGAUGACAUGUGGAUGUAUGUGGCGGGGGCGGUGGUUGUCAUCUGGAUGGCGGUCUGGUUUUACUUGGACAGCAUGGAGGUGGACAGGAUCAAUGAGAAGUAUGUGUUUGUGACGGGCUGUGAUUCGGGCUUCGGGAACAUGCUGUGCAAGCGACUGGACCGGAAAGGGUUCCGUGUUCUGGCCGGCUGCCUCACAGAGAAGGGGGCGGACGACCUGAAGAGGGCGACAGGGCCGUACCUCAAGACUUGUUUGCUGGACAUCACCAGCACCGAGAGCAUCCAGAAGGCCUUCGAGUGGACCAAGAAGGAGGUCGGCGAUAAAGGCCUGUGGGGCAUAGUGAAUAAUGCAGGGCGGUCUCUGCCCAUGGGCCCCUCAGAGUGGAUGACGAUUGACGACUACCAGAGCACGCUCAAGGUCAACAUGAUCGGCUGUAUUGAGAUGACCAUAAACUUCCUGCCUCUGAUCAAGCAGGCCAGGGGACGCAUUGUGAACGUGGCAUCUGUGCUGGGCAGGGUGGCAGCUAAUGGUGGCGGCUACUGCAUCUCUAAGUUCGGUGUAGAGUCCUUCUCUGACACCCUUAGGAGGGACAUCCACUAUUUUGGAAUCAAAGUGUGCAUCAUUGAGCCGGGUUUCUUUAAGACCCAGGUGACAAGCCUCGACCCCAUCGAGAGAGAGCUCACACGCCUAUGGAACAAUCUCACACCUGAGGUCCGUGCCAGCUAUGGGGAGAAAUACCUCGACAAGUACAUCAAGAUGCAGCGGCUGAUUAUGAACGCUGUGUGCGACGCUGACCUGAGCAAAGUCACCAACUGCAUGGAGCACGCGCUAACCUCUGCUUACCCACGCACCCGCUACAGCGCCGGCUGGGAUGCCAAGUUUGUGUGGAUUCCCCUCUCCUACAUGCCCUCCUGUGUGGUGGACAUCGGCCUCAAACUGGUGCUUCCACGGCCUGCCAAGAGCGUGUAGGGUUGCCAGUAGCGUGUUUUAGGUGUACUGAACACAGGUAGGGGUACAGAAUCGAAGUGUUUGCGUGAGGAGAAAACCAUUUGCCAGUAAAAUAUUGUAUAUUUAUGUGUGAAGAAACGCUGCCUGUGAAUUACUGUAAUGUUGUUGCCUUAUUAUUUGUGAUGCAGUAAAAAAAGUAAUGUCGAGGCCUUCCUGGUCACCUCUGUGUGAAAAGGCUGUACUGUAGUUGUUGGAUUGGGAGCAUUUGGUUUGCAGUGGGUGAAGAGAACCUGUGAAUGACUAGAGAGAGACCCAGAGUGCAGUGGGCUACGUGAUGGAUCUGGACCCAAACAAGUCUGGUUCUGGCCCAAAAUGGCUUCGGAAUCCAGGCUGAAUCUGGGCCAGACAUGUCCCAGUGUCCGGUGCCAUGUGAAGAUGUCCACAGUGCUUCUUUAAUCAAAUUUCACUCCCUCCAGGAUUUUGUGAUUCAAUGCUUUCCUGCAAUUGCAACAGCAGUUUUAUUUUAUUACUGCAAUAGUUUCACAAAAAACAGUCAUGCAAAUUCGGCAUUAUCUUGUGAUUGAUUUUUAUAAAACUCAGAAUCACCGCAGCUUUAACUGCAAAUUUUGAGAAUUCAGGCAGCAAAUUCAGUCACAUUUAGCCACAACAAUCACAAAGCAGCAAGACCAAGAUCCUGGUGGGACUGUGUUAGACAGUGAAGCUGGCACGAAUCAGGGAUAGGCUAUUAUCUGCUGCUGAUUAACUGAUUUAUUAAUGUGUAUUUUCUAAAACCACUCACUGUGAACACUGCAUUUGUGAACUUUACACCUCUGUAAAUGUACAAAUUAAAUAAAGUUUAACAAAAAUAUUAAUAUAA